Messenger RNA from Tachysurus vachellii, 5340 nucleotides. RefSeq names its product vav 2 guanine nucleotide exchange factor (gene vav2). Gene Ontology annotation, molecular function: protein binding; guanyl-nucleotide exchange factor activity. Gene Ontology annotation, cellular component: cytoplasm. NCBI's taxonomy places the organism in Eukaryota, Metazoa, Chordata, Actinopteri, Siluriformes, Bagridae. The transcript is spliced from 29 exons. Bases 1009 to 3636 code for a protein of 875 amino acids. Gene Ontology annotation, biological process: intracellular signal transduction; regulation of GTPase activity; cell migration. The record is from RefSeq and is a predicted model, not a curated record.
UCUGUGAGAGAGAGAAUCACAGCACAGCAGAGACGCGAGUGUUGGAGGAUUACAGAGGACGAGGCGGAAACAGAGAACAUUUACAGGACGCGAGUGGACGCUAAGGCGCUAAAUAUCCGCUCGCUAACACGGAAUAGCGGGUUUUUUUUCACCUCUUCGAUUAUUUCCGAGUUUUUUCCCCUUCUUUUUUCUCUUUCCCCUUCACGGAUGUGUCGGUGGUGUUUGGUUUGGAGAACUGGGAUUCACAGCAGUGUAAAUAACUGACAGAAAAGGAAGGAAUUCUGGCAACAAAACAACUUUUCCCCAAAGCUGGAGCUUGUGUGAGCUUCAUUGUUAUUUAUUUAUUUCCUUGUGACUGAAGACAAAGUGGACGACACCUUGUAACAAACACAAGAUGAUAUCUUCUCCUUCUUCUCCUCCUCUUUCUUUUCCUGCUUCUUCUCCUCCUGCUUCUUCUUCUUCUUCUUCUUCUUCUUCUUCUUCUUCUUCUUCUUCUUCUCCUGCUUCUUCUUGGACUUCUUGUGAUUAAACCUCUCCAGUUCCUGUUCCAGUCUUUCAGUGAAGAGAUUUUAAUAUAUAAAUAUCAGGCUUGAGGUCUGAACUCUUCCAGAACUCUUCCAGAGCUCCAUGUGAUGAUGAAGAAGAGGAAACUGGACUGAUUUGAGAAUGACAAAGCCUUCCUGAUCCCAUAUUCAGGCACAAGUUUUGGACUUUGGAGUCUGACCUUUGUUCCUGAUCGUGUGAAACCGAGUGAGAUUCUUAAUCAGGAACCGAUUAUCAGAUUGUGAGAAUGAGAGAUACGAUGAGCAGAAGUUAAUCUGCAUUGGCUUCGAGAUCACUUCCUUGUCCUAUGGACUAUUAUCCGUAACCCCAGCUUACACUGUGGUGACGUUUCAGACGUUUUGACACGUCUCGUGUUUCCUCGGAGUCUCAGGCAGUGGCCUCUUGGCCAGACUGCUGAAUAACAUAGACGACUUUUGGAGCUUCGUUCUUCUUUCUGCUGUCACUAUGGAGGAGUGGAGACAGUGUGGCCGGUGGCUCAUCGACUGCAAGGUCUUGCCCCCGAAUCACCGGGUGGUUUGGCCCUCGGCUGUCGUCUUUGACCUGGCUCAGGCGCUUCGAGAUGGGGUGCUCUUGUGCCAAAUGCUGCACAAUCUGUCACCUGGAUCUGUAGACCUGAAACAGAUCAACUUCAGGCCUCAGAUGUCACAGUUCCUGUGCCUGAAGAACAUCCGGACGUUUCUCAAGGUGUGCCACGACAAGUUCGGUCUAAGGAACAGCGAGCUCUUUGACCCCUUCGAACUGUUUGACGUCAGGGACUUCGGGAAGGUGAUCUCUGCGCUGUCCAGGAUCUCUCACCACAGCAUCGCUCAGAAUAAAGGCAUCAGGCCUUUUCCUUCAGAGGACACAGCGCUGAACGAGGACGACGUCUACCGAAGCUUGGAGGAACUGGCUGAUGAGCACGAUGUGGGUGAGGACGAUAUCUAUGACUGCGUGCCGUGUGAAGAUGAAGGAGAUGAUAUCUAUGAGGACAUCAUUAAGGUGGAAGUUAGACAGCCUAUGAAAAUGGGCAUGACGGAGGACGACAAGAGGAACUGCUGCUUGGUGGAGAUCCAGGAGACAGAGGCAAAGUACUACAAGACACUGGAGGACAUUGAGAAGAGUUACAUGAUCCCCCUGAAGCAGGUCCUAGCUCCGUCGGAGAUGAAGGCCAUAUUUGUGAAUCUGGAGGAUAUCAUCAGAGUCCACUUCGCCUUGCUGAGGGCUAUCGACCAGAACAUGGUGAUCGGAGGCAGCGGACUUGGAAAGAUCUUCCUGGACUUCAAGGAGAGGCUGCUGAUCUACGGUCAGUACUGCAGUCACAUGGAGCACGCUCAGAAGACGCUGGACGACGUGAUUGCCACGCGAGAGGAGGUGAAGUGUAAAGUAGAGGAGUGCACCAUGAAGGUACAGGAGGGAAAGUUCAAACUACAGGAUCUGCUCGUAGUUCCCAUGCAGAGGGUCCUCAAGUACCACCUACUGCUCAAGGAGUUAGUGAGUCACUCGAUGGAUCGACCAGAGAGACAGCAGCUGAAGGAGGCUCUGGAAGCCAUGCAGGACCUGUCCAUGUACAUCAACGAGGUGAAAAGGGACAACGAGACUUUGAAGAAGAUCGGGGAAUUUCAGUGCUCGAUAGAAAACUUGCAGGUGAAACUGGAGGAAUACGGGAGACCGAAGAUAGACGGAGAACUCAAAGUCUGCUCUAUAGUUAACCGGACCAAACAGGACAGGUACAUCUUCCUGUUCGAUAAAGUGGUAAUUGUGUGCAAGAGAAAAGUCUACAACUACGAGCUGAAAGAAAUCAUCGAGCUCCAGUAUUACAAAAUGUCUGACGACCCUACGAAUAACAGAGACAUGAAAAAGGCCAGUGGAAAGACGUGGUCGUAUGGCUUCUACCUGAUCCAUCUGAAAGGCAAGCAAGGCUUCCAGUUCUUCUGUAAAACAGAGGACACCAAAAGAAAGUGGAUGGAGCAGUUUGAGAUGGCCAUCUCCAACAUUAAGCCAGAGCGAGCUACGGCCAACCAGCACGACUUCCAGAUGCACACGUUUGAAAAGAACACCAACUGCAGAGCCUGUAAGAUGCUCCUGAGGGGGAUCUUCUAUCAGGGUUACUACUGUUCCCGCUGUGGGGCUGGUGCACAUAAAGAGUGCCUGGAGGUCAUCACCAUCUGCAAAAUCAAUCCCCAUGAUUCGGAGCUUGGACUUCCACAGUCAGGUCCUAAGAUGGUUGCAAUCAGGAACUACCACGGCACUCCAGCUCCCCCGGGCAAGUGCCCCCUUACCUUCCAGACAGGUGAUGUCAUUGAGCUUUUGAAGGGAGAUCCAGACACCGUGUGGUGGGAGGGGAAGCUCAUUCAGACGCUGAAGAUCGGGUACUUCCCCAGCUCCACUGUGAAGCCAUGUCUAGACCCAAAGCCGUCUCAGUCUUUUCCUGGUCGUCAGUCCUCAAGAGAGAUGGAUUACAAUGUUUAUCCUUGGUUUGCAGGGAACAUGGAAAGGCAGCAGGCUGAUAACCUCCUGAAGUCUCACAGCAGUGGCACGUACCUGAUCAGAGAGAGAACCGCCGAGGCCGAACGCUUUGCCAUCAGCAUAAAGUUUAAUGAUGAAGUGAAGCACAUUAAAGUGAUCGAGAAAGACAACUGGAUUCACAUCACAGAAGCGAAGAAGUUUGAGAGUCUGCUGGAGCUGGUGGAGUAUUAUCAGUGUCACUCACUCAAAGAGAGCUUUAAGCUGCUGGACACCACGUUACGAUACCCGUACAAGUCCAGAGAGCGCUCCAACUCCAGAGCCAGCACCCGCUCUCCAGCAGCCUCCUGUGCUUCCUACAACUUCUCCUUCCUCAGUCCUCAAGGCCUCAACUUCUCUUCUCAGAGCUCUACUCCCUUCUGGUCAGUUUUUACACCGAAGGUGGUGAGCACAGCGGUGGCCAGAUAUAACUUUGCAGCCCGGGACAUGAGAGAGCUUUCUUUGAGAGAAGGUGACAUUGUCAAAAUCUACAGCAAGAUCGGAGGAGACCAGGGCUGGUGGAAAGGAGAGGCUAAUGGCAGGAUCGGCUGGUUCCCUUCAACAUACGUCGAUGAGGAAGGCGUGCAGUGAAGCGCUGAUGUCGUCAUCUGCUCUCUCCAAUCAGAUCAUCUCUCAUCCACUUCCCUCAGGGAGAGGAUUUCUUCGGUGUCUGCAAGAACCCCUUGUGGAAAACAUCCUGUUUAUUGUUUGUUUGUUUUUUUGCUGGAAACUGAUUUGUCAGUGAAUAUUUGUACUUCUCUCUCUCUCUCUCUCUCUCUCUCUCUCUCUCUCUACAUUCCGAAUCUCCUUUUGUUGUUCCUUUUCUCCUUCUCCUUUUGAACAUGUCUGUGUGAUCUGUGUGAAGAAAACUGGAAAUCGUUUCCGCUGGUCUGUUGGAGAAACGGAGUAGGAGCAGAACUUCGUCUGGAGGCAGAGCAGAGCUUCUGCUGAUCACUGAAUUUGUGUAAAACAGAUCUAUAAAGAUUUCUAUGGCCAAUCAGCAUGAGCUGUGGUGGGGGGAUGGGGUGUGUAUAGAUAAUUUAUUCCAGAGAAGUAUCUACGAUUUAAAAAAACAAACAAAAAAAAAAAAACAAAACAGAAAAGAUAAGAGAGGGGUUUAAAGUUUAUUAUGAAAAUAACCCAGAAAAGAUGCACUUUGCAUCUCUUUACAGAGAGAGAACUUGCCUUAGUCGUUCUAAUGCCUUGUGGGCUGACAGGACAUGUGCAGGUGGACUGUGGGAAAAGAAAACACACAACACACCUCUGCCCUGUUUAGUAAUACGGUGCCUUUAACAAAGUGCGGUCGCAGCGCUCAGACCACACGUAGGUUCUCUCUGAGUCACCGACCUGGACAUCGACUCAGCCUGGGAAAUGUUUCUGACGAGUAAUCUGUAAAACGACGGAGGGCUCGGAGUUCCGUACAGAGAUUACGGCAUUGAGGACUUGCUAUGCAGCUUGCUUACAGAUACACUGAACCUAAAUACUCGGUGCAUUGAUGCGAGGAAAAACGGUGGUCUCUUAGAUUCUACAGUUUCCUUCGUUUUAUGUCCAAUUCAAGGACCAAUGUGAACCAUUUUCUAACAUGUUUUGGGUUAAAUAUUCCGUUUCUAAUCUAAAUUUUUCCUGAUUUUUCUGUUGUUUAUUCUCUUGCCUUACUGAUUGUGGUUGGCCAAUGGUGCUGCAGUGGUGUGUUUUUAAUCUGUGGGUGUGUAACAGGAUUCUGUGGACUAAGAGCUCGCUGCUUCACCUGAACCUCAGCCAUCAAGUGCACUUUAUCCAUCAGAGACCACAACACAGGCUGCAGGACAAAAGGUUCUCACGUCCCGGAGAUAAACACGAACUAAAAAUCCUUGUCUCUUGGACCCGAUUUCAAAUCAUCCUCAGAUAAAGUUGGAGUACUCCGUGAUUUCCCGACACGCUGAUGAUCAAUACUUAAUCUUCCUUCUGAACUCCUCCGAAGCGGCACUGAUAUCAGCCCGUCACGUAAUCUACUGAAAACCAUCACGUUACUGUGUUCCAUCAACCAACACUGGCACUCUUUCACAACACACUGAUGGACGGAUGGACAGAUGGAUGGUUGGUGUGUGUGUGUGUGUGUGUGUGUGUGUGUGUGUGUAUCUGGUGAGGAACAUUCACUGGUCAGCGUCAGGCCUGAGGCAUUGUGUGCUGUAGCCAAGGAGCUUCAUCGCUGUUUGUUUGUAGUGGACAGAAAGCCAUUGCAUGUGCUCAUAGAUAUUACAACUCAUGUCAGUGACCCCCCAUAAAAAUGAAUAAAUAAACUAAUUGUGUACUUUU